AUGUUUAGCAAGAGAAAAAUAAUUAAAAAAAAUAUAAAAAAAAGCUUUGAAGAUAAUGAUGAAGAAGAACAAAUUGAUAAACUGAAUGCCCAUACGAAUUAUAAAAAUGAAAAGGAGUUUAUAGAUACUCAUGAUGAUAUUUAUCAAUUAAAGUUUAAGGAAACUAAUCAGGAUAAUAAUGCUACUUUUUCAGCUAGCCAAAAUGUAAAAAAUAAUUACCUGAACAUGAAAGAAAUAAAAGAAAAAGAAGAAGAAAAAAAAAAUGUACAGAAUGGACAAAAUGAAUAUGGUUUAACAUGUACAUUUAUUCAAUCAAAUGAUGAAAAAAAGAAGGAAGAGAAGAUUAUUAAAAAGAAAAGCAAUAAGAUGAGUUGUAUUGAAAGAAAAAAGAAUGAAGAAGAAAAAAGAGUAAAUAAAAUGAAUACAAGUUUUCAUAUAUAUAGUGAAGAUGAUAAUGAUAGUUAUAUAACAUUAAAAAAAAAAAAAAAAAAAAAAUCUUCAAGUGUAAAGAUGUAUAAGGAGGAAAAAAAUAACAAAAUUGAUAAUAUUCAUAAUAAUAAUUACAACAAUUCUGAUAAUAUUUUUAAAGAAAAUCAAUCAUCAGAUAAUGAAACUUUUAAUAAUGCAUAUAAUAAUUUAUCUAUAUACAAUAGUACACAAGGUGAAAAACAUAUAUAUAAUAAAGAUCAUAUGAAAAUCAAAAAGGAUAAAAAUUUAUCAUAUAAUAAUCAUAAUAUAAAAAAAAAUGAAAUAUAUUUAAGUGAAGACAAUCAUACAAAUUAUGGGGACCAUACUAGUGAUAACGAUGAAGAAAAUGAUAAUAAGGAUAUUAUCUAUGAUGAUACAAAAUUUUAUGUGAACGAUUCUACAUCAUAUAAAUUAAAACAAAGAAAUAUCUCGUCAUAUGAAGUAGGUAAUGAUUAUUCAAAUAAUGAUAACGAAAAUGUUGUAAAUUUAGGUAGUGACAAUUCAGGUGUCGUGUCAAAAGGUUUAAAAGAUAACAAUCAAAUUUUUAAUAAUUCUGAAGAUGUGUUUAUUAUUGAUGAUAAGUGUGAUAAUUAUCAAUCCAUAAAUAUAAAUUUACAAGAUGAAUAUGACGAUAAAGAUAAUGAUGAAGAAAAAAAAUUAAUUGAAAGAAUAAAAUUGAAAAAAAAUAUAUUAAGGAAGAAAAAAGAAAUUAAUAAUAUUAAUUAUAAUAAUAAUGAUAAUAAUUUAUUUUUAGAUGAUGAUUAUGAUGAUAAUUUUCUUUUUCCUAUGGAAAAGAAAAAUUUCUUUUUUGAAAUAAAAAAAAACAAAAAUGUUACGUAUGAAGAUGAUUUAGAUGUAGAUGAUAUGUAUAAUUAUGAAACAAUUAAUGAAAUGAAGAAUCGAAUUUUAAUCAAAAAAAAUAGAAAUGAAGAAAUUAAAAAUUUAUAUGAAGAAAGAAAUAUUGAAGAAAACGUUGUAGAUACAAAUGACUUGAAUAUCGAUAAUAAUUAUGAAGAUUAUGAUUUGUAUGAAGAUGAAAAGAUUAAUCAAAUUGUUGAUAAUAAAAUGUUAGUAGAAUUGAAAAAACAAAAUGAUUUUUUAUAUGAUUCAAAAAAAAAAAAAAAAAAAAAAGAAGAAGAAGAAGAAGAGAACAAAAGAGAAAGAGUAAAAGACAAAGAUUUAUGUUUUAAGGAAGAUAAUAUAAAUGCCUAUAUAAAAAGUAAUAACAAUGAACCAAAAGAAGAAGAACAUGUUAAAAAUAAAGAAUAUAGUGAUGACGAUUUAUUUUCUUUAUCAAGGGAAAAGGAUAAAGAGUUGUACAGUUUAGAUAAUAAUAAUUAUUACAAUGAUAAAAAUAAAUUAUUAUUUGAAAAGAUCCAAAAUGCUUAUAAAAACAAAGGAGUAUGUAAUUUAGAAAUAAUAAAAAUGUAUGAACAUAUACAGAAUUUAUUUAGUGAAUAUAAAAAUAAAAUUCAAGAGUCCAAUGAAAUAAAAGAAUUAGAAAAUAGUAAUCAGGUGGAAUAUAAUAAAUACGAAAUUAUAUGUAAAAAAGGUAAAAAAGAAAUAAUUAUAUGUCGUGUUUUUCUACAAUUUUUACAAAUAUUAAUAAAUCUUAUAUGUGAAAAAUAUGAACCUGUUGAGGAUGCAUUAAACGGAUUAUAUAAAUUAGAAAGUACAUUUCAUUUAAUAUAUCAUAAUUUGAAAUUAUAUAUUUAUAAAGAAUAUUAUGAAAAGUAUAAAUUAACAUUUAUAAAUGAUUAUAUUUUUAAUUCCAAAUAUUAUAAAAAUUUAAAGGAAAAGAAAAAAAAAAUUCAAUUACAAUAUCUUAUAGAUAAUAAUAUUAUACAAAAUAAUGGAUUAAAUGAUAAUGUUACACAAAUUAAUGAAUAUAAUAUAUUAAAUGAAAUAUGUGAUGUCAAAAAUAUGAACAAUUCAGAAUUUUAUUAUAUGUUUGAUGGUUUUUCAAGUAAUUAUUCAACUGAUACUUUAUCAUCAACAUCGUUAUUAUUAGAAAAUGAUCUUAAUGGUGAUAAUAAAAAUUUUAUACAAAGGAAAGAAAAUAAAGAUAUAUUAAAAAGUGAUGCAUUAAAAAGUGAUGCAUUAAAAAGUGAUGAAUUAAAAAGUGAUGCAUUAAAAAAUGAUAUGUCAAAAAAAAAUUUAGAUAAACAGAAAUAUUUUCAAACAUUAAAAAUGAAAGAUUUAAAAAAGAAAUUUUUAUUUUCCAUUAAUAAUAUAUUUAAAAAUGUAAAUAUGUACUUUUUUAAUUUUAAAAAUGUUAUAAAAUAUUUUGGUUUAUUAAAAUUAUAUAAUUAUCAUUUUUAUGUGAAUAAUAAAUGCUCUUCAUAUUUUGAUGAUGUUUUGUUUUUUUUUGUAAAGUGUGAAUUAUUAUAUUGGGAUCCCUUAUAUCAAUUUUUUAUGAGUAAAAAGAAAAAGAAAAGGAUAUUGAAUUAUUUUGAUGAGGAUAUAAAUAGUUCUAGUAGUAUGAAAAAAAAUGAAUCAAAUAAGAACAACUUGAAUAUCUUAGAUAGUAAUAAAAUGGACAACAAUGAUAAGCAUUUUAAUAUAGAUGAGGAUAAUAAGAAAUUUUUUUCUUUAUAUUCUUCUCCUUCUCCACAGUAUGAUAACGAUGAAAAAAAUAUAUAUAAUAAUACAAACGAAAGAACUAUAGAAUAUGACAUGGACAUGUCAGGAUCAAGUUCAAGUAGCAAUUUUUCAUUGUCACAUACUAGCUCAUGUAAUGAAAACAAUUUGAAUAACGAAAAUAUAUUGGAUAGAGAGGAGGAAAAUGUUAAAAAAAUAUGCUCUAAUAUUUUUAAAAAUAAACUAUUUAAGAAGAAAAAAUAUAAAUUAAGAAAAACGUUUUUUCACAACCCUAGUAUAAAAUCAUUCGAGUGGUAUAAAUUUAUGGAUGAGCUAAUAUUAAUAUAUGAUAAUAUUGAAGAAGAAAAAGAUAUUUUAAAGAAAUUAUAUGAGCAUAUAUUUAACAAAAAGAUAUAUGAAUUAAUUAAUGUGUGGAAUCCUUUAUCCUUGAAACAAAGCUUUCAUUUAUCAAGAAUUAUAAAUGAUUUUAUUUUAUAUAAUGAUAAUAUAAAUGAAUUACGUGAUAAAAUAAAAGAUAAGAUACAAACAUAUAUAACAACUUUUUUACAAUGUUAUAAAAAUAUAACUAGCCAAAAGAAAAAAAAUAUAUUUUUAAUGAGAUGUUUAAAAUUUUUGAAAAGUAUGAAAAACAUUUUACAAUUAUUAUGUAAUGAAGAAUUAUAUGAUAUAGUAAAAAAUGUAUUUAAUAAUUAUGUUUUACCAAAUUGUGAUGAUGGGAAUAAAUUACAUAAUUUGAUUGUAUUAAAAAUAAUUCAAGUAAUACAUUCAUUGGAUAAUAUUCCGAAGGAGGAUAGUUUCUUUCAUAAGACAACUGAAAUUAUGAGUAAAAUAUCUGAUUGCUUGAAGACUGGUUAUUUUGAUAUGUUGAAGGUCGAAAAUGGGUGUAUGAUAAAAUAA
Molecule: messenger RNA, 3966 nt
Organism: Plasmodium falciparum 3D7
Lineage: Eukaryota; Apicomplexa; Aconoidasida; Haemosporida; Plasmodiidae
Source: RefSeq, a predicted model, not a curated record